AUGUGCUCAAUAAAAAACCCCAGCCUGCUGAGAAAAACAUCCAAAAAGGAUAUUUUAAAUUUUUCACUCAGUAAGUUUGAUGAGGAGGCAAAACAGCGUAUACCACUUCUGCAGAGUGUGCUAAUGAGUGCUUCAGUUCGUAAGACCAAAACAAGAAGAACUGCCCUCUACUGGAUGCCUUCCAGCUUCUGAAUUCUCUAUUCGUACAGCAUUCAGGUUUAAUGGUAAGUUAACUCCAAUACAUGCCUGAAUUUAUUAUUUUAUGUCAUUUCAAUUGUUUGUUGUGAGUAAAUAUAACACAAAUAAAUGAAUGCCAUAAACAUUUUAACACAGUGUUUUUUACCAAUAUACCACUUGGAAAUUUAUUAACAAACAUGAGUAAAAUUUCAGUUUUUCCAUCAAUAUUAAUAAAUUGUCAAGUGGAAAGUACUGCUAAUAAAGAGAAGAUUGAGUUUACUUAAAUAGGGCAGUUGAACCCCUUCCUUUCCCCCAUCCAAAUACUUGCUAUUGUGAAAUUUAACUGCAACAAAUUCAUUUUUACUGCACUGAAACUUUUGAGGAGAUAGUGGGGUUUCACUGAAACUCGAUUCAAGAUUGAGUUUUGUGGGCUGCUGUAAAAGCCAUGAAAAAACUCUGCACAAGGAUGCAUUAGUCAGCCACCGUGGAGAUGGGUGGGGGGGGGGGUUGCUGUGGGGUAGGCUAUAGACAAAAUAAUUAUUAAUAAUAGUAAUAGAAGUUUGACAAUAACUAUAGUUUCUAUGACUAUGGCCUUAUAAAUUAUGUUGAGGUUUUUCUCAAAAUGCAGGACAUAGAAUAUUAAUAAACCAUAGAAAAUAAAAAACUGUCCGGGGGGGCUUCUAUUUCUUGUAUGACUUAUCCCCCCCCCCCUCCCACUCUCUAAUAUGCUCUGUUGGUAUUAAACUAGUAGGGGAGCAAACAAAUUGCAUUCAUUAUUAGCAUUUGAUUUUUUAAUGUUUUCAUUCUAGGCAACCCUUUGUCGACUUAGGAUUAAUCGACUAGCAGUGUCGCACACAUAUCUGUAUAAGAAACUGGAUGAAUAUGGGAAAAACCAUCAUCAAAAUAUCCUUACUCAAGUGGCUAAGGACAGAGAAAGGAUGAAAGAAAUGAAGCUUCAUAAAGAUGGGAAUCCAAGUGCUGUACCAGCCACAUGCCAAGCUCGAGAAACAGCAAGAAAGAUUGUAUUUGAUACUUUUGAUUUUAAGCAACUUGUUCAUCACAUGACAGAAGAUCACCAGAGCAUAGACAACCACUGGGUCACUCAUGUAUCUGUGGAGAACAGAGUAUCUGGCAACCAGCAGAAAAAUCAGAAACAAAGAGCCUGCUUAAAGAUUGAAAAUGCUAAGUUGCUUCCCAACAAAAUUGAACAUAUACUUCAAAGGGACAAUUAUAGCUCCCUUGUUUCCAGAAUCUUGGUAGAUAAUAUACCAUGUCUGGAUUUCCUAAAUGAAUGCGCAUCCAGACACAUCAAGCAUGCAUACACUUCAGAAAUGAUGAAAAAAACAGAAAAUGUAAGUAUGUGCUCUAUGAGACUAUCAACCCUCCCUAAGUGGCAAAGCACCAUGAUGUGCCCUACUUUAUUAUUUUACUCUGUCUAAUGCCAGAUUAUUUCACUCUGUCUAACACCAGACGAUUUUACUUAUCAAGGGGGGAGUGCUGACACUCAAUGGGUUAACCAGUCUGACCAUGCAUCCUGUUAACCCUUUAAGUGGCAAUGCACCCUAAUACGCCCAACUUAUUCUUUUAAUCUGUCUAACUCCAGACAAUUUUAUUCAUCAAGGGGAGAGUGCUUCCACUCAAUGGGUUAAAAUCUGUCUAAUGCUUUUGUUGAUAUGGUCGAGCAGUUUACAAAUUAGAAGGGAGUAUUUUUUAUUUUGAGAAGUCGUUGCUCAGUUGAUUAAGUUCUGACAUAAAAAUCCUGUCUUUUGUUUCUGGCAGACCCUAUUUUUACAGUCACCUGUCACUGUUAUUGUUAAACCUUAUAAAUUUGAGAUGUUUUUAUGUUGUGACACUUUUUGACAGCUAAUCACAAUCAUAGCCUUUUGGAUGACUGAUGUCAAGGAAAAAAGAGUUUGUGGCAGGGGCAUAGGUGCUUGGAAGCAGUUCACAAGUAUGUUCCAAAUAUCGACAAUGAUAACAUGAAGGAAUAUCCAAUUAGCCAAGGUCUUGCAGGGGAUCAGUUGUCUGUUGAGAGGGGAGCAAACCAACUUCAAGUGGCAAAUGGGCUUACACCUCAAGAGAGAAAUGAAGGUCUACACCUAGAAAUUGCUGAUUUUCAUGCACAGAUGAAAUUUGUACAGGUUAUUACCAUGUGAUAUUAUGUAUAAACCCAUUUUGGAAACCAGUGAUGGACAGUUCACAAAAUACUUAAGUCGAGCAGCGAACUUUUUUCGUAUUAAUUAAAUGCAAUAUACAGUAUGCUAGAGUUAUAAACCGAGAAGGAGGUUUUAAUGAAUUUUUCUCAAAUUUUCACAGGACAUAGCUACAGACGUCAGUUUCAAAAUUGUGUUCGGCUUUUUUCUAAUUUUGGAUAUUUUAAUAAUAACGAGCAAUUCACUCAAACGAUUCAGAAAUAUAUUGCAGUCGUCAAAGAAAUUGCCAUAUCAGCGGAAUGACGAAAUAAACAAAAAUUUCCGAACACAAUUUUUUAGAACAACUAUUUUACCGUAUAAAAAUUAUAUUUUCAUAAAUAUAUCUUAAAACCAGCAGGAACAUAACUCAAAAGCAUAAAGGUACCACAAUUUAAGAUUUUCCUGAAUAAUUCUUAUAUUAUUUCAUUGUUUGUCAAUUUUACAACUUUACCAUAUUUUGCAUGCACUGAAGAACAUUUGGUGAAAAGUUGAUGAAAAUCGGACUGAUAUUGAGCGCGCUGUGGCGAUUUUCCGCAAAACGCCCAAAAGGGUGUCCUGUAACCUUAAUUAAAAUCUCCCCUUGAUAGUAUGUAUAGUCUACAUUUCAACUAGAUUAUGCUGACUACAAUCUAGUCGAAACAUAGAUUAUAAAAAAUCAAAAUGUUAUUCAAAGUUAGAUUAUUUUGUGAUUAUUAUGUUUUCUUUUAGGUUGCAUUUGAUCACUUCUAUGAUCCUGGUGCUGCUGUAGACAAAUGCACCUUAUUUGCCGACAAAGUUUUGAUAGAUAGGCGCAACGUUGUUCAAGAGGUGAAGAAGAAUUUUAGUGCUUGCAAGCCAUUUUUCAAUUUGGAAAUUGAUGCAUGAAUAAUUGCUGCAGCAUUAAAUUUACUGGGGCUACAAUCAUUAUUAGAAGGCAUACCUGACGAGUCUGCUCUACCAGCAGCUAUGAAAGAAGCUUCACUUCAAACCCGAAAGGCAUUUCUAAAAGAUCUGUGCUUUCAAGUUGUCGACAAGUUUGUUCUUCAAGAAGAUGAAAUGAACCAAUUAAUAAGCAAAUUAGAAAAGGAAAAGGAAGAUGUCGGAAUGCUACCAAAUGGUCGCUUCCCUUGCCGAUAUCCUAGUUGUAAAAAAUCAUUUGCUCGUGAUGGUAAGGCUAGAGAGGAUCAUGAGAAGACACAUGGGCUGGAAAGAGAUCAUUUGAUGACCGCAAUUGAAACAACACAAAGAGAUGACAUGCUUAAAGGGUAUGGGCAACAAAAAUUGCUUCAUCUAUCUUAUUGCUUCGUCUGAAAGAGUAUGAAAAAAUAAGCCGAUUGGCCGUUUAAUGCUCUAUUCUAUCUCAUCUAGUUCCGAAGUUAUAUGCAAAAAUGUGCAAAAUAUAAAUUGCUGAUUCAGCACAACGUGUGACGUCAUUAGCUGGGUAAGUAUGUUUAUUGAAUACUACACUGAAGCAUAGCUCAGUUAUUAUGCGUCCAAAUCAAAUGAAAUUUUGGAUACUGAUUGUACAUGAUGAGACGCAUGGAAAAACACUUCUAAUUUUGUUGCCAAGGUAACAAUGUCGUUCCCAGGCCCCUUUGCGCCAAUUUUAUAAAACAGCUUUAUUCAAGGUACUGAUAAAAAUAAAAUAAUAUCAUAAGUAUGUGUACGAUACCUAUGCAUGCUGAAAGUUUACUUGCAUGAUAAUAAUUCGAAAAUGACAUACACAUAGAGAAAUGCAACUAGUUAUUCAAAAUCAGUGUAAGGGGCCUGGGAACGACUGUGUUGCCUUGACAACGAAAUUAGAAGUAUUUUCCCAUGCGUCUCAUCAUGUACCAUCUGUAUGCAAAAUUUCAUUUGAUUUGAGCCAAUAAUAACUCAGCUAUGCUUUAGUUUACUAUUCAAUAAACAUACUUAACCAGCUUAUGAUGUCACACAUUGUGCUGAAUCAGCAAUUUAUAUUUUGCACAUUUUUGCGUAUAACUUCGGAACCAGAUGAGAUAGAAUAGAGCAGUAAACGGCCAAUCGGCUUAUUUUUUCCUGCUCUUUCAGAUGAAGCAAUAAAAUCAAUAAAAAUUUUUGUUGGCCAUAUCCUUUAAUUAUCAGUAUGCUCUUGUAGAGUAUGGAAUGUUGUUUUGCAACUUUUCAGAUGCUGUAUCAGAAGGUGAUGGGCAAAGGAUUAUUCGGUGUUGGAAAUUCUUUCUAAUGUUUCUGAAAGGGGAUGCUCAGAGAAGCAGUAGUAUGCAUUAG
Messenger RNA from Paramuricea clavata, 4595 nucleotides. The record is from the annotation of a GenBank genome assembly. NCBI's taxonomy places the organism in Eukaryota, Metazoa, Cnidaria, Anthozoa, Malacalcyonacea, Plexauridae.